This is a messenger RNA of Symbiodinium natans, 1548 nucleotides long. The record is from the annotation of a GenBank genome assembly. Lineage: Eukaryota; Dinophyceae; Suessiales; Symbiodiniaceae.
AUGGCGCGGAGUUCCGAGUCCGACACACGCAGUCAGCCGCUUUCAAAGUCGGAGCUUCUUGCAGCUUGCCGCGGCUUCCAAACCGGACGGCGUUUGCAAAACCGAGGCUACGUUCAGGGCAAACAAUUGUCAUGCGGGGCAACUGGCGAAGUUUUUCUUGGCCGUGUUGCAGCAGCGGCUUGUGCAGAGUUUGGAGCUUUGCCCAACAGCAGCUCACCAGCGUCGCAGGUUGCGCUGAAACAUAUGCGUGCCAUCAAUGCGGGCGUGCAGCGUCAGAUACAACAGGAGAUCUCCAUGGUUUUCCAGUGCCGGGCAAAGUAUGCUGAGGAGGUGGGGGAUCCAGUCUCUCCCGGGCAUCCGUACUUCGUUGCCUACUUGGACUGGUUUGCAGGACCCACGGGCCUGGACAGGGAGGUUUAUCUGGUCAUGGAAUUAUGCUCUUUCAGCCUCGCUGACAUGAUCUUUGCAGCAGGUAAUCUGCGCACUGACUUUGAAAAGUCCUUGGCUGCGCAGCGGCGUGCGUACGGUCACGUCUCUGCUGGGACUUCGGAUGGCAGCCUCGUUGUGAAGAUCCUUUCCGACCCUGGCCGCUUCCGCUUCCCUGAGCGGGAGGUGCUCCAGGUGCUGCGCAACAUCCUGUCCGCCCUCUGCUUCCUACAUCGUCAUGGCAUUGCACACAGGGAUGUCAAAUGCGAGAACAUCUUGUGGGCUCAAGGUUGCUACAAACUCGCAGAUUUUGGCACGGCAGUGCUGCUGGAGGACGCUGCGAAGCGGAGAGAUGAGACGGGCACUCUCUGGAUCAUGGCCCCCGAGCUGCUGGGCCGGCGUCCUUACGGACUCAACUGCGAUGUCUGGUCGCUGGGGGUCGUCCUUUUCGAGGUUGCUGCACUUGGAAAGCCCUUCAACUCCAAGGAGCUGCUGGCAUAUCGAAACUCGCCGGAGGCCUUGGCUGCAAACAGCUUUUGGACUUUCCUCCUGGGCACGGCAACUGGUGGAACGCCAACAUCUUCACCUUCACGUAGUUGCAAGGUGAUACCUUCGCUGCCAACCCACAAGUCGUCCAGAGAUGUGACGAGGACCAACUCCAAUAAUUCUCGCGUACCGCCACGAAAGGACAAGCGCAGCGUGACCUUGCCUCCCCUGCACAGGGAGGCGUUCCAAGCAGAGGAGUGCUCUUCUGCGGACGCUCUGCACGAGCGCCGGCGGGCGUUUUUGAAGAAACGUUGCAGCUUCCGCUGGAUUUACAGCGAGGAGCUGAAGAACCUCGUAUUCGAGGAGCUCUUGUGCGAGGAUACGGAGAGCCGUCCUUCCACGGCCGCGAUCGAGGAGCGUGCUGCUCUGCAAAGCAUGGCGGACAAGGCAGAGGAGGCGGAGGUCCCAGCUGUGCCACCUGGUGCAGAAAGCCCCGAAGAGCUGCUGAGGUGCAUGUGCGCAGAGAACAUGCUCCAGGCUUUGGCAUCGCGCAAAGGACGGCAAACGGCGGAGAACCAGCAGUCCUCAGAGUCUCAGCGUGCAGUUUCAAGUGCAGUGACCCGCUGCGACGUGUAG